UUGAAAAAAGUCUCAGUAGGUUGUGAUAUAUUUUUGUUGUGAUUUUUUCGAAUUGUUUUGAGACUUUCAUGAUAAGUUUCUGUUAUAAAUUAAAAGAUCGCACUAUUUCACAACAAUGGAACCACCUCGAGACAAAUGGAAUAUUGUGCUAUUUAUAUUUAUUCUACAUGGCAUCGGGACAUUGAUGCCGUGGAAUAUGUUUAUAACGGCCAAAAGCUAUUUCGUUGAAUUCAAAUUAGGCGGAGAAUCAAAUUCCACAAGUGCUUCAAAUUAUGCAGCGAAUUUUCUACAAUAUAUCGGAUUUGCGGCCCAAAUUCCCAAUAUAAUAUUUAAUUGGCUCAAUGUGUUUUUAAAUUUGGGUGGAGAUUUGACGAAACGUAUGGCGAUUAGUAUAUUAGUGGAGCUAUUCAUAUUUGUGGUAACAGUGCUUAUGGCCAUGGUGGACUCAUCGGGCUGGCCUGGUGCAUUUUUUUGGAUAACAAUGACCACAGUGGUCAUCUUAAAUAUGGCUAGCGCUGUUUACCAAAAUACCAUAUUCGGCAUGGUCGCAACAUUUCCCUUUCGAUAUACUGGCGCAGUUAUAUUAGGAUGUAACAUCUGCGGCCUUUUUGUAUCUUUGAUAAGUAUUGGGAGCAAUUAUAUAUUUCCUACCAUUAGAGUUGCUGCGAUUUAUUACUUCAUAACGGCGAUGGUACUUUUAUUGUUCUGUUAUGAUACAUUUUUCGCAAUACCUCUGAACAAAUUUUUCAUAUAUAAUCAACUUUCUCGGAAAACUGAAGGCAGCGAAAAUGUGAAAACUUCGGAAAUACCUUAUUGGACUAUCUUCAAAACAGCAUCCAUUCAACUGGUGAACGUAUUUACAAUAUUCUUUGUAACGUUGGCAGUUUUUCCUGCCGUAAACUCUGAUAUCAAGGCCUCUUCACCGGAUUUCUUCAUAAAGGACCCAAUAAUGUAUAUACAAAUUACCUGCUUUUUAACGUUCAACCUGUUUGCAAUGCUAGGAAGUUUGACUUCAUAUUGGAUACAAUGGCCUGGACCCAAAUAUUUGAUCAUACCGGUUAUGUUGCGGUUGAUUUUUAUACCGUUAUUUCUGUUUUGCAAUUAUUUGCCAUUAAAUAUCGAGAGAAAACUGCCAGUCAUCAUAAACAAUGAUUGGAUAUAUUGGAUUAUUGGCGUUUUAAUGGCCUACACUUCAGGAUACUACAGCGCUUUGGCAAUGAUGUAUGCGCCACAGUCAGUUGAGCAGAAUCAUCAAGUCAAAGCUGGAAUGUUCGCUGGGGCGAUGCUUAUAAGUGGAAUUUUCUGCGGAAUUUUGUUUUCAUUUAUAACUCCAUAUUUAGUCUAACAUGAAAUAAAUUGAGAGAGCAUCAAUGUAAAUUUAAAAUGUAUAGCUAAUAUUUCAUGGAAAUAAAAACUAACAGUUACUAAUUCAUUUUCAUUUCCGGCCAUCGAGAUCCCGAUUUGCUUUGUACCAAUCUUUAUAUAUAUUAUUCGUUUAUAUCGUAAGCAAAAUGAAAAUAUAAUAUUUUGUUUUAUUAUAAAUCUUUUUAAAUUUAUUUGCACAAAAUACGAAUUUACCAAAAACCCUAGAAUUAUAAAAAAAUUAAUAUCGCGACCUUGCCGCCAUCUACCGCCCAAACAUCUCAAAAUGCAACCCUGAUUCACGUGAGUAGUCAUUACGGAUUAGAAAUUGGAUGUGCUAUAGCGCGUACUCGCUCUACUGGCGAGAGCAUAACAAUGCACGAAAUACCUCUCACGUGCUUCUCCACUUAUACGCUCUUUAUUAGACUUAGCAUGUGAAUGUAUACUCAAUACCCCUCUUAUCUUCACUAUUUCUAUCAAAAAUAUGAUUUAUGCUUCAUGUAAUAAGCUCAAAUUCAAGCUGGGUUUCCAUUACCCCAAUUAUUACUUUUGCCUAGUCUUCUUUAGUUAAUUGGCCUAUUGAAAAUAUGAGUAUUUUGUUGAAAAACUAAAUAUUCUUUGGUCACGCGCAGUCCGAAGGGAAAAUUUUUACCAUACACACACACACACAAUUGCAUCUGGCUAAAUGCGCGUGUGACGUUUUCUCCUUGUCAGCACCCUUACCCCAACCCAAUGUUGCUUCCAAAUAACUUGGUCAUAUGACUUACAGUUUAAUCAUGCGCAUGCAACAAAUAUACUGGUGUAAACGGGCGAUAACAUAUGUGUGAGCGGUUUGGCUAUAUAUAUUUCCCAACUAUUGAAAGUGACAACUGGUAUAUAAUGGAAAAGCCAGCAAAGACUGCGAGUUGAACAACAGCGGAGUUUGGCGUUCAGUGAAGAAAUUGAAAUCACUCACAGUGUUGUCAGCGACCGAACCGACCAGUUCUUGUUCGAACUCCUACGCUCUAGCAGCAAGUUACCAGUCAAGACCCAAGAAAGGCCUAAAAGCUAACCGCAAGUUAGUCAA
Zeugodacus cucurbitae (melon fly) is the source of this 2428-nucleotide messenger RNA. RefSeq names its product equilibrative nucleoside transporter 2. The record is from RefSeq and is a predicted model, not a curated record. The transcript has a single exon. The coding region runs from base 116 to 1345 and encodes 409 amino acids. Lineage: Eukaryota; Metazoa; Arthropoda; Insecta; Diptera; Tephritidae. Gene Ontology annotation, molecular function: nucleoside transmembrane transporter activity. Gene Ontology annotation, biological process: nucleoside transmembrane transport. Gene Ontology annotation, cellular component: plasma membrane.